ACCACGGCUUCACAACAGGCGGAACCGCUCUGAUAGAAUGAAAUGUAAAAGUUGAAGAAAAAAGGCAUAUUAAUGAAACAUUAAAUAUGGACUUGCUUCACGAUUAUUAAAGCAAACGCGCCUCACGUUUUUAGCUCCGAUGAUAACACAUUCAACUAGCGAGCAAAUGAAACACCAUAGCUAACGUAGCUUGUUAGCUGUUUUUCUCUUUCAUACAGUAGACUAAACGCUUCCCACGCACGCAUGCUUGGAGAGUGUCGAGUUUGUCUGCGUGCAGCUAGUUAGUUUAGUGUCAUUUUGUUAAGAACUAUUUAGAAAGAUAGCUUAUAUUUUGCAGUCUUAUUGCAACCGUUUGUAACUGCAGCUAUCCAUGUGAAAUAUUCGGUUUUUUAAAUGUAGUCGUCUGGGCAGGCCUGCCGAGUGGCGAUUCCAGGAUUAUGAUUUUUUUUUUUUUAGACCUGGAAGGGCUACAGCGGGAACUAGCCAGCUAACCAGCGACGAAAUCCCACCCAGAGAUGCAAACAAAAAGGAAGUGAUCUCAAUAUGGCCUUAAUUUCCUGCAGUUUGAAACGUCAUUUUUCUCUGUUUUAAGAGGACAACACAAAACGUUUUAAUUUUUAGCUGUCAAUCUUAAGUGCUCUUUACGUCUACAGUAGCCUAUUGCUUUGCGCGGUUAUUUUAGCAUGACUUUUUAUUUAUGCAGUGGAACUCCGGAUUCCAUAUUCAGUAAGGAUCUUGGCUAGGCUGGUGUGUGGCAUGGACAGCUCGGUGACUCUGUGGCAGUUCCUGCUGCAGCUCCUGCUGGACCCCGGCAACGAGCAGCUGAUCUGCUGGACCAGCGAAGACGGGGAGUUCAAGCUGCUGCAGGCUGAGGAGGUGGCCAGGCUGUGGGGCGCUCGCAAGAACAAGCCCAGCAUGAACUACGACAAGCUCAGCCGCGCCCUGCGCUACUAUUAUGACAAGAACAUCAUCAGGAAGGUAAACGGGCAGAAGUUUGUGUACCGCUUUGUGUCCUACCCAGACGUCCUGAGCGGAGAGGCCGCGGCGAGGGUGGAGGGGGGCGGGGAGCCGCUGGGCUCUGAGAGGGGCCCGACUCAGCAGGACAAGGAGGGCGGAGCCGGGGACGAGGAGGCGGGCACGGCGGGCACGGCGGGCACAGGGGGCGGGCACGGCUCCGGGAAGCCCCCCAGCCGGAACGACUACAUCCACUCGGGCCUGUACACCACCUUCACCCUCACCUCCCUGCAGGCCGGUGCCCAGCUCUUCAGACCCACCAAGGCGGAGCACCCGGGCGAGAGGAGGGCCAGCCAAGACCCGGCGCCCUCCGUCAUCAGGUUCGGGAGCUCGCCCGCCAAGAGGACCACGCCACCGCCGCCGGUCGCUCCCGAAUCUGUUCCUCGGGAGUCCUCCGAGGCGAAGCCACGCCCGCAGCGGGCGCACCCGCUUCAAGCCCCGCCCCCCUCGGAGGACGCCGCGGUGAAGCAGUGCCGCCCGCCCCGAACCUUCGGUGCUUUUGGAGAGGACACGUCCACCGCGGGACCGUCACCGGGCCUCCACCUGGAGGGGAUCUCCACCCACGUGCCCUCCCCCUCCCGCUCCCCCACCCCCAGCACAGCGCCUGACUCCUCCCAGGAUCUGGUGAUUGACAGCGACAUGGAGUCCAUCUCAUCGCAGCCCUCUGAGAUCCAGCUGCAGGUUCAACCGGCUCCCGCAUCCCAGAAUGCAACAUCGUCGGAGCGCGAGGCAGGGAACUCUGUGUUCCCCCGAAGUGCCGGAGGCGGCGCCCAUCACGGGAAGUCGAAAAAGCCCAGGGGGCUGGAGCUUGCCCCUGCGCUGGUGGUGACGGGCUCGGACCUGAGCCCCAUGAACCUGUCCAGCCCCUCCCUCCCGACCGCCUCCCUCACUCCCGCCAUCCUGCAGACACCUACCCUCCUGCUCACUCCCAGCCCUCUCUUGUCCAACAUCCACUUCUGGAGCACGCUCAGUCCUGUGGCCCCGCUGAGUCCAGCCCGGCGCCAGGGCACGCACACCCUGUUCCAGGUGAGUCACACGCACACCCUGUUCCAGGUGAGUCACACGCACACCCUGUUCCAGGUGAGCCACACGCACACCCUGUUCCAGGUGAGUCACACUCACACCCUGUUCCAGGUGAGUCACACGCACACCCUGUUCCAGGUGAGUCACACUCACACCCUGUUCCAGGUGAGUCACACGCACACCCUGUUCCAGGUGAGUCACACGCACACCUUGUUCCAGGUGAGCCACAUGCACACCCUGUUCCAGGUGAGUCGCACGCACACCCUGUUCCAGGUGAGUCGCACGCACACCCUGUUCCAGGUGAGUCACACUCACACCCUAUUCCAGGUGAGUCACACUCGCACCCUGUUCCAGGUGAGUCACACACACACCCUGUUCCAGGUGAGUCCCACCUGCACAUUCACACACCCUGUUCCAGGUGAGUCUCACCUGUGCAGCCAGUGCUGUGCCUCUCAUUAAUACAUCAUUGUAUAUUGGCUUAAAAGACAACUGCACUGUUACAGGGUGAUGCAUAUCAUCCAUGUUGGCAGCUGGAUAUUUUCGUAAAUGGCUAAGGUGAGGCCUUCAAUUCAAUGGUACAGUUGCAGUACCCAAACUAGGGGUUAAGCUUUCAAGUUACAGGCCCAGCAUCUAUACUCCUACAGCACACUAUCACACCUUGUCUGUUACUGUCUGUUUCUGUGUUUUACACAAUUCCGCGCCUAAGUCAUUACGUUACAUUACAGUACAUUACAGGCAUUUAGAUUUCCCAGAGCAACUUACACAACUUUCUCAUUUUUACAUAAUAAGCCCAGCUAUUUUACUGAUGCACUGCAGGGCCCCUCAAACAAAUGCGCUGUAAUUGUGCAGGGAUGGGAUGGCCUGGGGUGGUGGGGCCCAAAGUGAGUUCUUUUCACGGGGCCCAUAAUUCCUGGUGACAGCGCCUUGCUGCUGUGAUUGGUGGAGCUGGGGUUAAAAUAGCGGAGGAGUCGGUACUGACGGAGUAACGCUCUUCUGUGCUCUACAGUUCCCCUCUGUCCUCAACACGCAGUUCCAGCUGCCCAUUCACAGCCUGGACGGCUCCAGCACGCCCGGGCCCCUCUCCCCGGAUCCGCAGAAGACGUAGAGCAAGAGCCCGGAGACCAGGAACGGCCCCCAGGAACGCCACCCCCCCCCAACGCUGACCCGCGCCCCUCCCGUCCGUCCCGUCCCACUGUCACGGACACGUGCGCCAAUCUCAGUGUGUACGCCAAAUCGGGCCUUGUGAUUGGGCUAAAAAAAAAAGGGGGGAGGGGUCAAAGUCAGAGAGUCACAACAGUUAUUUGGUUAUGCUCUGCUGCAGUGAUGUCACUCCUGGAAGAUUUGUCUGAGACGUCCGUGGGGAGCUCAGACUGAGAGGUUGCGUCCGGCUGAUCUUAGCUUCAAACCUCUCAAAAAUAUUCUGUGAAAUCUGGGUGGGUCUGGGGGCUGGGGGUUUGGAAUCAUUAUUUACUUUACCUCCACCUCUCCUCCUGUUUCUCUUAAAAUUUCACAUGGGCCUUAUGCAAAUCAGGAGGAAAUUUCCGAUGUUUCUGAUGCUACUAGAUCUCUGUGGGACAUCCAGGAAGGGUCGAUUUGGUCCGAUGUGACGUCGAUCGUACGAUCGCAGGUGGCCCUUGCGCAGAUCUGUCCACUGCCAGCCAAUCAGACAAGAAAGCUGACUGCUGGCAGUUAGGAGCUGAGUUUUGAUUCGGCCAUCAUUUUUAAGUAGGAAAAGGAGCCUCUCUUGAUCAAGGCAUUACAUUUACUACGAUGGCUAUUUCCACGCAGGUAUAUCUUUCUUAACAGAUAUGCAUUGUUUUUGUGCAAUUAACCAGCUACCUUAACCUCCUUCGUAAUGUCUUAAUGUGACGUAAAUGGCAACCCUGGCUUGCUUUUUCAUACGCCACUUGGAUGCCGUUGUGACGUUCUUUGGUGUUAUCCAGCUUGUUAUGAUUAACUCAUGUUAUGUACUUUUCGCCAUAACAGAUGCUUAUCCCGUUCAGUGUAUUACGUUCAUGUGGCGUGCGUAGCAAACUCACUUUUGUGAGCUGAAUAGGCAAGAA
Messenger RNA from Anguilla anguilla (European eel), 4100 nucleotides. RefSeq names its product ETS transcription factor ELK4 (gene elk4). The coding region runs from base 757 to 2496 and encodes 579 amino acids. The record is from RefSeq and is a predicted model, not a curated record. Gene Ontology annotation, biological process: regulation of transcription by RNA polymerase II; cell differentiation. Gene Ontology annotation, molecular function: sequence-specific DNA binding; DNA-binding transcription factor activity, RNA polymerase II-specific. Gene Ontology annotation, cellular component: nucleus. Lineage: Eukaryota; Metazoa; Chordata; Actinopteri; Anguilliformes; Anguillidae. The transcript has 6 exons.